Molecule: messenger RNA, 1425 nt
Organism: Lodderomyces beijingensis
Lineage: Eukaryota; Fungi; Ascomycota; Pichiomycetes; Serinales; Debaryomycetaceae
Source: the annotation of a GenBank genome assembly
AUGCGUUACUAUCAUUUGUUUGCUAGCUUGGUUCAUUUACCACUUGUCCUCUGUAAAGUAGGCAGCGAGAAUGAGGCAGUCACCAUUUUGCAACCGCACGAGGUUUUCAAUUCACGUAAUUUGAGAAAAGAGGAGGCAAAGAUUUACGGGGUCAAUAUUGGUGGUUGGUUAUUGUCUGAGCCGUGGAUUACUCCUUCGCUUUAUGAAGAUGUCGAGAGGAGGCAUGGGCGGAUUCCAGUUGAUGAACACCAAUUGUGCACCAUUAUGGGACCCACUGAAGCGGAAGCGCACUUGACGCACCACUGGGACACUUUUUACAGCGAGCAGGAUUUUGAAGAGAUUGCCAAAUUGCAGUUGAACUUGGUGCGAAUACCCAUUGGGUAUUGGGCAUUUGGGUUGUUGCCCGAUGACCCCUAUGUUCAAGGACAAGAGCAUUAUUUGGAUAUGGCCAUUUCAUGGGCCGCCAAGUAUAACUUGCAAGUGCAGAUUGGCUUGCAUGGGAUGCCGGGAAGCCAAAAUGGGUUUGACAACUCGGGGCUUCGAACUGAGCACCCCGGUUGGUUUGAUAAGGAGGAGAAUAUGGUGUUGACGUAUCGUGUCGUGGAGUAUGUUGUCGACAAGUAUGGCAAUCACCCCGCGGUGCACAGCAUCAAUUUGGUCAAUGAGCCACACGGGUGGCUAUUGGACAGAAGCAAGAUUCUCGAGUUUUACAAGUACGGCAUUGACUUGUUUGAAAGGCGACAGGUGCUGGCUAAGUUGUGUCUUCACGAUGCCUUUUUGAAUAUGGAUGAUUGGAGAGGCCUUCAAGGCGACUUUAUCUUGGACCACCAUUUAUACGAGUGUUUUUCCAAUGCCCAGAUUGACAUGAAUAUUGAUGAGCACUUGCGUCGUGUUAAGCAACAGAGUGAGCUUUUGCCGCAUACGGGACACUAUAGUGUUGUAGGAGAAUUUUCAGGGGCCUUGAAUGAUUGCACCAAGUACCUUAAUGGGGUAAACAGAGGCACGAGAUGGGAAGGCACGUUUGACUCGAAUGAUGGUGGCGGUGGUGGUGCUCUGACUAGACGGUCAUGCGACAACAUGGACAAUCCUAAUAGCGACGAGCACCGUGCCGAAGUGAUGAUCUUUUUGAGGGAGCAGUUUUACGACUACGAAGAAAUGGGCAAUGGGUGGAUUUUCUGGUGCUGGAAAACGGAGAGUUCGUUGGUGUGGGACAUGAGGAGAUUGUGGGCCAAGAAUAUGUUGCCGCGACCAUUGAUACGCGACCCCGUGCCAUUGAAGGAUAUAAAAAAAUUGGCGGUUAGUAAACCCAAGAUCUUGGAAUCAAAGAAUGACGCGGGUGCUGGGGCCGGUGCCACUGGAGUGGUGACUACGGCAUUCAAGAUUUUUGGUGCAAUUUUGGUGGAACUUUUCGUCUGUUUCAUGUAA